Nematolebias whitei (Rio pearlfish) is the source of this 2209-nucleotide messenger RNA. It is a transcript of the gene adam17b, whose product is annotated as ADAM metallopeptidase domain 17b. NCBI's taxonomy places the organism in Eukaryota, Metazoa, Chordata, Actinopteri, Cyprinodontiformes, Rivulidae. The record is from RefSeq and is a predicted model, not a curated record. Gene Ontology annotation, molecular function: metalloendopeptidase activity. Gene Ontology annotation, cellular component: plasma membrane. Gene Ontology annotation, biological process: Notch signaling pathway; membrane protein ectodomain proteolysis.
CCUGAAGUCAGGAGUUUGAGUCUGACCCGGUGGUUCCGGUGGUUCUGGUGGUUCCGCUCGGGUCAGUCCCAACAUGGGUCCGCAGCUCGUCCUUUUCUCGGUUUUCACCGUUUUAACGGAGGCGGCCGUGUCUCCGCCCGCGGACACCCGGCAGCACGAGUUCGACCGUCUCCGCUCCAUGUUGGACGACUUUGACGUCCUUCCUUUCUCCGGCCUCCAGACUCACUCGGUCCGCCGCCGGGACGUCCAGAGCCACGUGGAGAAGCUGCUGAGCUUCACGGCGCUGCAGAGAACGUUCCGGCUCUACCUGAGGACCAACGCCGAGAUCUUCACCGAGGACUUCAGAGCCGUCGUGGAGGACGAGGACGGCCGGGAGCGGACCUUCCCCGUCAACAGACACAGUUUCUUCACCGGGCACGUCGUCGGGGAGGAAAACUCUCGAGUUCAGGCUCACGUAGACGACAACGAGUUCUCCGCUCGCAUCCUGACCGAGGAGGCGGAGUACAACGUCGAGCCUCUGUGGAGGUUCACGGCGGCGCCCCCUGAUGGUCGACUCCUGAUCUACCGCUCAGAGGACAUCAGGAACGUCAGCCGGCUGCAGCGACCCUCCGUCUGCGGCUACGUGGCCCCCGAGUCCUCCCACCUCCUCCCGUCCAGCGUCAGAGCCGCCAUGUUGGAUCUUCACGAUGAAGAAGAGCCGGCGCCGAGACGGAAGCGUCAGAUGUUCGACCACGAGAAGAACACGUGCUCCCUGCUGCUGGUGGCCGACCAUCGUUUCUUCACUCACAUGGGCCGAGGCGAGGAGAACACCACCCUCAACUACCUGAUCGAGCUGAUCGACCGCGUGGACGACAUCUACAGGAACACGUCGUGGGACGACGAGUUCAGCGGGUACGGGGUCCAGAUCCAGCAGAUCCUCAUAAAGAACCGACCCACUCCGGUUCCUCCUGGAGGAAGUCACUUCAACAUGAGGGGGAGUCCCGUGGACGGGAAAGACGUGUGGGACGUGAAGAAGCUGCUGGAGCAGUUCAGCGUGGACAUCGCAGAGAAGGCGUCCAACGUCUGCCUGGCUCACCUCUUCACCUACCAGGACUUCGAUGAGGGCACUCUGGGUCUGGCCUACGUGGCGCCGGCCAAACCGGACUUUCCCGGAGGUCUCUGCUCCAAAGCGUGUCCUUCGACUGCGAACAAACAGGGAGUCAUUUAUCUGAACACGGGCCUGACCAGCACCAAGAACUACGGGAAGACCAUCCUGACCAAGGAAGCCGACCUGGUGACGACCCACGAGCUCGGCCACAACUUCGGAGCGGAGCACGACCCGGACAACGUGAUGUACUGCGCCCCGCGGGAGGACCAUGGCGGCAAAUACGUCAUGUACCCCAUCGCCGUGAGCGGAGACCACGUCAACAACAAGCUCUUCUCCACCUGCAGUAAGCGCUCCAUCGUGAAGCGGCUGCGCUCCAAGGCGGCGUCCUGCUUCAGGGAGAGGAACGUGAACGUCUGCGGGAACUCGCGGGUGGAGCAGGGCGAGGAGUGCGACCCGGGUCUGCUGCAGAUCAACUCGGACAAAUGCUGCGCCGCGGACUGCAGGCUGAAGGCCGGGGCUCAGUGCAGCGACAGGAACAGCGCCUGCUGCAAGGACUGCAGCUUCCAGAGCAGAGGGGAGGUCUGCCAGGAGCCCAUGGACGCCACCUGCAAGGGCCACUCCCACUGCACAGGAAACAGCAGCGAGUGUCCUCCUCCAGAGAACGCUCCAGAUAAAACUGUGUGUUUGGACAACGGCGAGUGUCUGAAGGGGGAGUGCAUCCCGUUCUGUCAGGCCGUCCUGAAGCUGGAGCCCUGCGCCUGCAACGAAACGAACUCGUCCUGUAAGGUCUGUUGUCGGAACAGCUCCGGUGUCUGCGCCCCCUACCAGGACUCAACCGGAGACUUCCUGUACCUGCGGAAAGGCAAACCCUGCACCGUGGGCUUCUGUGACGGAGCGGGGAAGUGCAUGAAGCAGGUGCAGGACGUGGUGGAGCGUCUGUGGGACUUCAUCGACAAACUUGACAUCAACACGUUCAGGAAGUUCCUGGCUGACAACAUCGUGGGCUCGGUGGUGGCGUUCUCCCUCCUCUUCUGGGUUCCUUUCAGCAUCCUGGUCCACUGUGUGGACAAGAAGAUGGACAGACAAUAUGAGCAGACCACCAAGUCUUUGUUCUUCCCUAGU